AUCCGAGAGUGUCCUCCCCGCUCAACACCCUCCUGGGUCCUGCCCAGGCAGCGUGCGGAGGGGACGGACCCAGCAGGGCUCACAGGAGCAGCUCUACAGAAGAAGUUGUAUUUGCAAGAGGGAAAGGAAACACCUGAGCAAGAGCUGAUCUGCGAAGCGCUUCUUUUCUAAGGGAACGGUGACCCCAAAGGGUGGAAGAUGCUGGAUAAGGCCACCCUGCUCCUGUUCCUGCAUUUAGUCGCAUGCUCCAUCUCCUCUCCUCUGUACCCAGCUCUCAGGUACAGCCCAGGGCCAGGUGCUGGCAAGGCUGUGAACUUCCAGCUACAGCACAGCAGCCCAUUGCAAAGCCAUAACCCCUUGGUGGAGGAACAGGACGAGGAGGGUUUGUUACCAGACCUCACUGAGAAAAGGAUGCAGCGCCACGCUGAUGCCAUCUUCACCGACAACUACCGCAAAUUCCUGGGGCAGAUUUCCGCCCGCAAGUUCUUACAGACCAUCAUUGGCAAGAGGCUUGGAAGCAGCGAGAGCAGCCCAGGAGAAGGGGUGCAUGAAUUUCUGACAAGGCGCCAGUCUGACAGCAUCCUGAUGGACAGCCGCUACCACCAACAGAUGGUCCUGAGGGACUUCCUGGGAGCCAUUCUGCAGAACCAAAGGCCUCAGGACAUCAACAGCAGUCGGUUAGAAGGCUUCCCCAGCACCUUGGCUAAGCUCAUGUAAAUACUUCUCCCUUUCCCAUCUCCCCAUGCUCUGAGUCAUUCAGAGCUCGUGGAUCUAACUGUACAGUAACCCCUUCACAGCAACAGAGACAUUCCUGGAUGUGACCAGCUGGAAGCUGAUGCACACACUCCUCAGAUCCAUUCAAAGGAACACAGUUCUGAUGCACCACCUAAUUUACUUCAGUCUUAAUGAUUUAACUCCCCUCACUAAAUACCGGUCCGUGCACUGAAUCAGAAAAAAAAACAAACCCACACCUCCUGGAUUAACCUCAGGCUGCUUUACAUAAAAAGACUAAAACAACCAGUACACUUGUAAUCCUGGGGACAUAUUGUCUACUAAUUAAGGCUUUCAAAUUACAAAGCGUAGCAAAAUUUCUGCCAAGUCAUCAUUCUGGUGUAGGGCCUGAUUAAUAAACAUGAGGCCACCAAAAGGCACCUUUAGGCAACUUAGUAAAUCGAUUACAGCCUCCUCUAAAUAGAUGCUGAUGGCACAGCCACACACGCAGCUGGGAUCCGGGCGAGGGAAGACAUGAAUCCACACGUCUUACCCCCCAUUAGGAGCGUGGCUGUGGGCUGCUGCUCCUCCACACACAGCCCCGGCAGCAAAACUGAGCUCAAAAAAGCUCAGCUACAGCUGCUGCUCAGCCCUGAGGUGCUCAAACCCAAGCUACAGCUCUGCAGGAGUUAAAGGAGAUCCCUGUGCAUCAGAUUGGGCUGUCACCGGGUUUUAAUUCAAGGUGCCAUCCAGUGGGUCUGAACUCCACCCUGGCGAGAGUUACAACUAUAAAGGUUUUCAAAGAAGUAAGUUAUUAAGCCAGCGAUCUCAUACAUCUACUUCCUUCCCAGUCGCCCCAAUUCUCCCAUUGUUUGUGUAAUAAUUAUGUCUUCAGAAAUGUAAAUAACGCCAGGAUGGGGUCUGCUUUCCCAUCGUUAGCGGGAAAUAAAAGUUGUUCUAA
Calidris pugnax (ruff) is the source of this 1672-nucleotide messenger RNA. RefSeq names its product growth hormone releasing hormone (gene GHRH). The record is from RefSeq and is a predicted model, not a curated record. NCBI's taxonomy places the organism in Eukaryota, Metazoa, Chordata, Aves, Charadriiformes, Scolopacidae. Gene Ontology annotation, cellular component: extracellular region; terminal bouton; perikaryon. Gene Ontology annotation, molecular function: growth hormone-releasing hormone receptor binding; peptide hormone receptor binding; neuropeptide hormone activity. Gene Ontology annotation, biological process: positive regulation of cell population proliferation; adenylate cyclase-activating G protein-coupled receptor signaling pathway; positive regulation of multicellular organism growth. The coding region runs from base 199 to 717 and encodes 172 amino acids. The transcript is spliced from 7 exons.